Molecule: messenger RNA, 1488 nt
Organism: Brugia malayi
Lineage: Eukaryota; Metazoa; Nematoda; Chromadorea; Rhabditida; Onchocercidae
Exons: 2
Coding region: 1-1488 (495 amino acids)
Source: RefSeq, a predicted model, not a curated record
AUGCUCCAAACAUAUCGAUACAUGGAUAUACCGUAUCCAUACCGUACACCCAUGUAUAUGUACUGCAUACAGUAUACACGUGUACAGUGCAGUGCUCUCCUCAAUACACGUGUGUACAGUAACAAUGAUAAUGAUAGUAAUAGUAAUGAUAAUGAUAACAAUAGCAAUGAUAAUGAUAGUAAUAGUAAUGAUAAUGAUAACAAUAGCAAUGAUAAUGAUAGUAAUGAUAAUAAUAGCGAUGAUAAUGAUAGUAAUGAUAAUAAUAGCAAUGAUAAUGAUAGUAAUGAUAAUAAUAGUAAUGAUAAUGAUAGUAAUGAUAAUGAUAGUAAUGAUAAUGAUAGUAAUGAUAAUGAUAGUAAUGAUGAUAGCAAUGAUAAUGAUAGUAAUGAUAAUAAUAGUAAUGAUAAUGAUAGUAAUGAUAAUAAUAGUAAUGAUAAUGAUAGUAAUGAUAAUGAUAGUAAUGAUAAUGAUAGUAAUGAUAAUGAUAGUAAUGAUAAUGAUAGUAAUGAUAAUAAUAGUAAUGAUAAUGAUAGUAAUAGUAAUGAUAAUGAUAACAAUAGCAAUGAUAAUGAUAGUAAUGAUAAUAAUAGUGAUGAUAAUGAUAGUAAUGAUAAUAAUAGCAAUGAUAAUGAUAGUAAUGAUAAUAAUAGUAAUGAUAAUGAUAGUAAUGAUAAUGAUAGUAAUGAUAAUAAUAGUAAUGAUAAUGAUAGUAAUGAUAAUGAUAGUAAUGAUAAUGAUAGUAAUGAUAAUGAUAGUAAUGAUAAUGAUAGUAAUGAUAAUGAUAGUAAUGAUAAUAAUAGUAAUGAUAAUGAUAGUAAUGAUAAUGAUAGUAAUGAUAAUGAUAGUAAUGAUAAUGAUAGUAAUGAUAAUAAUAGUAAUGAUAAUGAUAGUAAUGAUAAUGAUAGUAAUGAUAAUAAUAGUAAUGAUAAUGAUAGUAAUGAUAAUGAUAAUGAUAGUAAUGAUAAUGAUAGUAAUGAUAAUGAUAGUAAUGAUAAUGAUAGUAAUGAUAAUAAUAGUAAUGAUAAUGAUAGUAAUGAUAAUAAUAGUAAUGAUAAUAAUAGUAAUGAUAAUGAUAGUAAUGAUAAUGAUAGUAAUGAUAAUGAUAGUAAUGAUAAUAAUAGUAAUGAUAAUGAUAGUAAUGAUAAUGAUAGUAAUGAUAAUGAUAGUAAUGAUAAUAAUAGUAAUGAUAAUGAUAGUAAUGAUAAUAAUAGUAAUGAUAAUGAUAGCAAUGAUAAUGAUAGUAAUGAUAAUGAUAGUAAUGAUAAUGAUAGCAAUGAUAAUGAUAGUAAUGAUAAUGAUAGUAAUGAUAAUGAUAGCAAUGAUAAUGAUAGUAAUGAUAAUGACACUUCUAACAACCAUUCUAUUCCUUUCCUUAUCAUUUAUCACUAUCACCACUGCAAAUCAAUAUAUCAUCCCAUUGCACUAGUUUGCUGCAAAAAAUUUUUGGAAUUUCGAAAUUUAUUUUUCGCUACUACAAAAAGAAUCUAA